UUCGGCAAUCUUCGAGCGCAGAGUCCAAACAGAGGCUUAAAACCAUGCAGAGGGCUGCCCUCAAUGGCGUUGAUGCAAUUGAGGAAGUAACAAAGCUAAAAUGUAGAUGUAAAUGACACCAAGAAAGAUUUAAAAGGGAAAACUGACUUGCAAGGUAUCCACAAUGGCUGGUAAUGUUCAGAAGAUUCUAGCUUCUUCAUUGAGUUGUGUCCUGCAGGAGACCAAUGUCCUUGGUGACCAUGACAUUGAGCUAAAAGUUGCAGUCCACGUAGAAGAGGAUCAGAAACCAUCUUUUAUAGAUUUGGUCAAGACAGGAAUAAUCAAGUGCAGUAACUUUGGUGUGGGUGUCAUCCAAAGGAAUGUCUGUAAUGGCUGUAGUUCAUGUGGAAAAGACCUUAUCUGCCUCGAUCGACAACUUGAGCUGGUGUUUAGUGUCAUUGAGAAAAAGAAUCUCUGUUACAACUGCCAUGCAGAUGCACCUAAUACUGAACAAAAAAGGAAACGUGGAAGACCAAGGAAGAAAUUGAAGCUAACGGAGGAACAUAAAGUAGAUGGAAGUAUUGAUCUAUCUGAGAAAGAUGAAACAUUGCAUAGAGCAUCUGAUCUGCCAGAGAAAGACCAACCGUUGCACAGAUCAUCUGAUCUGCCCGAGAAAGACCAAACAUUGCAUAGCUCAUCUGAUCUGCCUGAGAAAGAUGAAAUGUUGCAUACAUCAUCUGAGCUACCUGAGAAAGACGAAACAUUGCCCAGAUCAUCCGAUUUGCCGGAGAAAACCGAAACAUUGCAGAGUUCAUAUGACACUCUGUGUCCACUUGACCAUAUAAAGUUGAUGCCAAAGAUUGUACUUACAAGAAUUGAUGAUAUUGAUAUAAAACCGUUGGAUACAGGACCUGCUCUUGAAACACCAGGGCCACCUCAUGAGGAAGUAUCAACACCAUGUGUUGGUACAACUCAGAGAAGUGAUGCUGUAGAAUCUGAUGUAGUGACACCACCAGCAGCAUCCUUCACUUCUCCAGUUGCAAUUUCUACUCCUUCCAGUAGUAUCAGAAGAUCAUCUCGAACUACCAAGAGUAGGUUCAGGAGGACUGCAGUUAACGGGCAAACGACAGAGGAUACAAAACCUGGAAAUCUUGAUGCUGCUAAUCAGGCAGAUCCAUCAGUUACUACACCAAAGGUAGGAGGCAAAACUAAAAAGGUUUCAACUCCCUCUGGGAAGAGGCCGGGAAGGAAACCUGCAUAUAAAGAUCAUGAUAGUCCACAAGUCUCACCACCUUUGAAGAGAAAGAAGGAAGCUGGUUUUGAGGAAGAUAUUUCAGUUCAUUAUGAAAGUGGAGAUGAGGCAAUUCUUGAUAAUUCAGUAAAUGAUCCAGAUUUUGAUAUUUCAACCCUGUCUGAAGAUGUGGCAGACCAUGAAAUUGAGACUGUUUCUGGGUACAAGAGUGUUGCAGUUGAGACUACUGUCCUAAAGAAGACUACCAACAAGGAAGUAAUAAGUGAUAAAGCUAAGUCGCCAGUUAAGCUUGAAAAUGCAGAUAAAGAAACCAGAAACUCACACAGCAGAAGUCCAGCCUCUGCUGGAAUUGUACAUGUUCCUGUGCCAGUCACACCUGGGUGUUCAGCCAAAGUACUUCAAGAAGAAUAUGCUUGCCUUGUUUGCCAUAAAAGUUUCCCAAUGAAACGGUACCUUAUGCGUCACAUCAACAAGGCAGGCACAGAGCGGGUGCAGUGUGAUAUCUGUGCAGCUGGCUUUCACAAUCAAGCUGAUGUUGAGCAGCAUAAAUUAGCCCAUUCAGGAAUUCAUCCAUAUGUCUGUGAAGUAUGUCAUAAAAGCUUCCCAAAUCCAUCAACCGCCAACAAACAUGUGAAGACUCACCUGGCUCCUCAUGAAAGGCCAUUUAUUUGUAUGAAAUGUGGGAAAGGAUUUACAGAGCAGCAUUCACUCCGAGAACAUUCCUACAUCCAUGCUGAGCAUCGUCCCUAUGCAUGUGAUCAGUGUGAUUCCAAAUUUGGUGCUCGGUAUCUUCUCAACGCACACAUGAAGUAUCACAGUACGAAAAAGUACCGAUGCUAUACUUGCAACAGGAUGUACAAGGUGUAUGCAAGCCUCAUGGAACACAUUCAUGUCCAUAAGGGCCACUACACUGAGGAUACAGCAGAGCCAAUUCAAAAAGCACCAAGAGAUCCUAAGCCAUUGGAUAGGAGUAAGGAAGAAUUGCGAGAGGAGAAGAAAAGAAGGACCUACCUUAAGCAUAAGAUCAAAGCUGAGAAAUCGAUGAGGGAGUCAUUGGGAUUGAAAAGCGAGGAUGUUAGUGUUGGCGUGGAAACUGUUGCAAAUGAUUCUGCGAUUGGAAAAAUUAAUCUGCCUAAAAUUACUCUGGGUUUGUUUGAGAAAGAGUGUCUUGAUCUUGUUGUUUGUGAGGGGCUUGAGAAUGGCGGUCAUCAAGACAUAGAUGAAGAACAUGUUGAAGAGGAGGAACAUGCAGAUGAUGAAAAAGCUGAAACAGAGGACACACAGAAAACUGCUUAUACCACUUGUAAAGUGAAAAAUGUCAAAAUGAAAGGAAGUCAGUUAAAAUAUGGUUGCAAAAUUUGCUUCCGCAAAUACCUUUCUAAUGUGACCCUAGUCAAACACUAUCAGAAAUAUGGAAAAGUGUGUUUCCCAUGCAAACAAUGCAACGCCAAGUUCCACUCAAAGGAGAAUCGGGAACAGCAUAAACUGCUUCAUGAUGGAAAAAAUCCAUUUCAGUGCAGAAUUUGCUUUAAGAGUUUUAAAUGCAUGUCCAGUUGCAAAAAGCACACCAGUACACACUUGCCCACCACCAGGCGGCCAUUCACCUGUGAUAUUUGUGGGAAGGGGUACAUCAAUAACAAUGAGCUGGAAUACCACAAAUGGACUCACAACCAAACUGGGUCGAACAAAUGCACAGUUUGUCAGAAAUUAUUUCGGACACGCUCACUCCUGAAGAGACACAUGAACAGUCACAAGGGUAGGACUUACAAAUGUGAAUCGUGUGACAAGGAGUACAAGUAUCCCAGCAGUCUGAGAGACCAUCUUAUCAAGUUCAAACAUUCAAGUCGGGAUGUCGUUACCAAGGUCAAGUCAGAAAAACUUCUCAACAAAAAUACGGGAAAGAAACAGGACAAGGAAACAGCCAUGUGUGAUGUUUGUGGUCUGACAUUCGACAACAUCUUCUCUCUCAGAGGCCACAUAAGGAGUCACAAGAAGGAGGAGACAACCGCCCAGUCAGAUGAUUUGAGAGAAUUUGCUUAUAAGAAGCAUGUUGAAAGGAUAGCAGCACAGAAGGAAAGAAUGAAAGCCUCCACAAGGAGAAGUGGCCUGUUCAGCUGUGAUCAGUGUGACAAGGUAUUCACACUGCAACAUUCCCUAAGACGACACACGAUUAUGAAACACAGCAUCUGUAAACAUGAGUGCACUGUAUGCAAAAAACGCUUUUUCGUACCAAGUGAGUUGAAAAGACAUAUGAUCAGACAUGAAGGAGAGAGAACAUUCCAAUGCAACCUUUGUCCUCAAGCCUUUUAUCAUGAUUUUGGUCUGAGAAGGCAUUUGAAGGUGCACAUUUCAAAAGAAAAGCUGGCCUAUGGAUGUGAGUUGUGUGAGAAGAGAUUUGCUGAGGCAUGUUAUCUCCGAGAACACAUGAUGAAACACACUGGCGAGAGACCUUUUCAGUGUGACAUGUGUGACAAAGGAUUUGUCUCAAAUAGCUUGUUGAAGAAACAUAAGCUGUGUCAUGGACCUAAGACUCAUGGGUGUACAGUAUGUGGGAGAUUCUUCUCUCAGGUCAGUAGCCUGAAUACCCAUAUGCAGACGCAUGAAGCUGUGAAGCAAGUUUACCUCUGUGAUGACUGUGGAAAGUCUUUCAACAGCAAGUCGGGGCUGAACAGACAUAAGGUGAAGCACACUGGUAUCAGAAAACAUAAAUGUCAGCAUCCAGGCUGUGAGCGGGCGUUCUUCUUCAAUGCCGAGCUCAAGAUCCAUGAAUUGUGCCAUGGAGACUUGAAGCCAUUCCAGUGUGAAACCUGUGGGAAAUCUUUCAAAUUCAGGACCUCCUUCAAGAACCAUAUCCAGUACCACAGUAAGACCAAAAACUAUAAAUGUAGUAUAUGCGAGAAGGGAUUCUAUCUUGAGAACAAGUACAAGCACCACAUGGAACGUCACCUUGGAGAGCGCAAUUUGAAAUGCGAAACCUGCGGUAAAUGUUUCAUCAGAAAAUCUGACUUGGUGUACCAUCAGAAGCAGCAUAAGGGCAAAUUUAAAUGUCAGGAAUGUGAAAAGGUGUUCUCGUUGGAAACGCGGUUGAAGAGUCAUAUGAAAGUACAUGAAGGACCAGAAAAAGUAAAAUGCCCUCGAUGUGGAAUAUACUUCCGAGAUAUUAUGUUCUUGCAAACUACUCACUUAAGAGAGUGUGAUAAUAAGAAAUGUUGCCGAUUUUGUGGUCGAAAGUUUAAACGUGUUCGCUAUCUGCAAAGCCACAUUGGAGUUCAUACUGGAAAGCGUCCAUUUGAAUGUAAGGUGUGUGGUCGGGCAUAUGGUAAAGAAGAGCAUUUGAGGGCCCAUCAAGACGAACAUGAGAGGAAGAAAUAUGCUUGUAACCUCUGUGAAAAACGCUUUGAUCGGAAAUGUGAUGUAAGAAAGCAUGAGGAGUACCAUAGGAAGAAAGAGAGAGAGAAUGAAAUGGUGGAGGCAUUGAAGAAAGACUUGGCAGAAUCAUCCAGUCAUCAAAUUGCCACACAAACAUCAAUAGAUCACUCAUCUUUCCUGGAUGAAGUGUUUGCCUGCCAAAAGAUUAAAUCCGAGGAACAAAGGCGGGAUAUUUUGGCGGAAGCAACUGCAAGCAUCAGUGAGAUGAACGAGUGUGAUGUUCAGGUGGUGCAGGAUAUGACUGAAGUACAGUUUAUACAGGGAGACAUUGGGGCGUACACUCAGGUGGUACAUCUGGACGGACACUCAUACAUACAGGAGUCUGCUUUACCGUCAGUCAGCUCUGAGCAGGUCAUACUCACCACCAUCGAUACAAGUCAGCUUCAAGUUAGUGGCGGGGAGAAUGAAAUCAUUAUGGUGGCCAUGAUACCAGAAACACAGUGGAGAACAUUUCUUAUAAUGAGUGUCAUGAAAGAAAAUGAUGACUGUAUGAAGACAUUGGUAUCAGCUUUGCAAUGUACACUUGUGAAAGCACACAUUGUUGGUCCAGAAGACCUUGACCUUAACUUCAAGGUGAAGGUUGGUAGUGGAGAUGCAGAUAGUUUUAUGGAUCUUGUUGGAAAAACGGGCCUACCAACCGUUAACACCAGUGGUAAGAUAGUGAUGGAUUCUAUCAAAUGUGAGUGUUGUCGUAAAUUCUUCAAAAAGGUUGUCACUCUGAAGUUUGUUUUUAGCGACAGCAGUGAAAAUACCUGCAAAGACUGUGGUCCAGUGAGACGCAGUACUAGAAGAAGAACCAAAAAGUUAUAUGGUGAGAGGAAUAGCAUUGAAGUAAAUGCUCAAAGAGAUCAAGAAACAUCUUUUAUUCAAGAUGAAACAAGACAGAUUAAAAACCCUCCUGAAGAUUCAGAUGCGGAAUCAUUUAGUGACGCCCUCAAUGAAAACAGUUUACCUGAAGAUACAGCUGCCCCUCAUACAUUCAAAGACAUUAUAUGUGAAAUUUGUGGUGGGUCAUUUGGCGAUGACGCUGUAUUUAUCACUCAUCUCAUGAAGCACUCCGGUACCAACUCCUGCAAGUGUGCAGUAUGUGGGGGCAAGUUUUCAAGCAAGUAUGUCCUCAAGAAACACUUGAAGAGACAUAUUCCUGAAGAACAGAGGGCAUACAAGUGUGAUAUCUGCAAAAAAGGCUUCACAGAAGCCUUUUGCUACAGAGAACAUGUCAAGAAUCAUGCUCAAGUAAAGCCUUUCAAGUGCAGGGAAUGCCAGAAGAGCUACUCCAGUUCAACAGCACUACGGCGACAUAUUCGUGAACAUGCAGUGGUGAAGGGUAGCAAGAAAACAAAGAUGGACAUUUUGGGCGAACAGACAGGGCAAGGAGAAAGUUUUACUGACAUAAUAAAAGUUGAAGAGGUGUCCCCAACACUUUCAAAAGUUGAAAAGACGUCAGAACAAGAACCAGAAACGAAAACUUUGAGUGAUGAUUGUGAUGAUGAUGAUUUUGGUGAUGAUGAGGAUGUGAACAUUGACUGUGAACAUGGUGAAGGAGAAGAUAACUCACUUAGUCAUCAGGGCAGCUACAGAAGUGAAUCUGAAAUUUCAAAUGAUAGUGCCCUUGAUGAAAAUCAGGAAAACAGGACACUGCCAAAGAAAAAACAGUAUAAAUGUGACAUAUGUGGAAAAUCAUUUCAAGUCCACUCAGUGUUCCUGAGACAUAAGAAAUUCCAUAAAGCCGACCAAGAGGCAAACUUCAAGUGCAGAAUCUGUUCCAAAGCUUUUGUAUCCGAGGUGCUCCUGGAGAAACACCAGAAACGCCACUCUGAUGACCGUCCUUUUCCUUGUGAUGUUUGUGGCAAAUCUUUCUUCAGCAGACAAGUCAUGGAAAAGCAUUCCAGCCAGCAUAUUCCUCGAGACAGCUGGGAGUAUGAAUGUGAAGUCUGUAAGAAGAAGUUUUCCCACAUUUCCUACUUCCGUGAUCACAAGUGGACCCAUGAGACACAGAAGCCUCACAAGUGUGACAAGUGUGGCAACAGAUACGCCAAUAGUCAGUCCUUACGAAGACACAUCAUGUCUCACAGCACUGGGGUGCACAAGUGCAGUGAGUGCAGCCAACGAUUUGUCUUUGCUCAUCGACUUAAGGAACACAUGUACAAUCAUAACGGCAUCCUGCCCUUCAGCUGUGACAUUUGUGGCAAAGGAUUCAAGUCGUACCAAGUUUUUAAGAAACAUUCUAGAACUCAUGUGACAGUUAAACCAUUGGGCUGUGAGAAUUGUUCAAAAAGGUUCUAUACAAGAAAUGAUCUUGAUAUUCAUAUGAGAAUUCAUUCUGGUGAACGUCCUUUUCAGUGUGAUGUCUGUGGCAGGACCUACACAACUAAAAACACACUUCAGCAUCAUGCAGUGACUCAUACUGAGGAAUACAAUGUCCUGAAAGCUUGUAAAGUUUGUGGAAAAGAAUUUAGAGGUGAUCGGGCACUCAUUCGUCACGUCCAGACUCAUAAGCCAGAGAAGAAGUUUGUCUGUGAACAGUGUGGUAAGAGGUUUCCAAAUUCCAAGUCGUUAUGGUCGCAUAAUCAAACUCAUAAAGGCUACAAGCCUCAUUCUUGUAAAUAUUGUGGUAAAAAGUUCCGUAGUAACACCCACUGCAGAAACCACAUGAAAACACAUACAGGAGAAGAUCUUGUUCAAUGUAAUCUGUGUAACGACUGGUUCACUGAUAUCAAAUAUCUUCAGAAGGUGCAUCCAAAAUUUUGCAAGAGCAGAAAAGUCUAUUGCAAUGUCUGUGGGUUGGGUUUUCCCCACAACCAAGCGCUCCAAAGUCACAUGGGACUACAUACCGGAGAAAGACCUCAUGGUUGUGACACAUGUGGACGUGCCUUUGCAAAGGAAUCCUCCCUAAAUGAACACAAGAAGCGUCAUCUCGAGGCUAAGUCUCACCUGUGUAAAACAUGUGGUAAGGGUUUUAAUCGUCCGGCUGAUCUCAGGAAGCAUGAAAACCGACACAGAGGGCCGAUGAAGGCAGCACUGCCCAACAAUAUGAAGCCUGGUUAUCCUGAUCAGAAACUGAUGGAAUCAGGAACAUCGAGUGAGUUCCUAACUCUGUCCGGGCCUGAUACGGUUAUUGAAGAGGUUCAGGACAUCACUGAUGUUGGCCAUUUUCCUACAGAAUCUAAUACUAUUGUCCUGGCAACUAUUGAUCAAAGUCAGAUUGGUCCAUCACAGCAUGGCCAGUAUAACACUACCCAAAUGCAGUACAGUGGGGUACCAGAGGUUGAUGUGGCCCAUUAUCAGGACAGCCAGCAGAACUUGCAGCAGCAGCAGCAGGACCAUGGACAGAUAGCUGCUGACCAGAAUGUCAUCAUGCUGGCCGUUGUUCAGAACAUAAUUUGGUGUUUAAAGUAUGGCGUCUCUAUGUCAAAAAUACAAAACCAACUGAGACCUGCUCUGAAGAUGGAGGUGUCCUUUACUGACAGCGACACUGGAGAUGAUGAGUCCAUUUUAGGGGUAGAAGAUGACAACAGAGAGAACCAGUCUGAAACAGCCAGUGUCCUAGUCAACCAGCUAGCUGACAGUCUACAGGUGAUGGAGGCAGCUUUUAUGUGUCAUGUCAUCAAGACAAAUGUUGUCAAUGAACAAGACAUUGAUCUCCAGAUCCGAGUCCAUAUUGAAAACAAUGACAUGACACCUCAUUUCAUGGAUAUGCUGAAGACGGGUAUGAUCCAAUGUAAGAGCUCUUACUGUAAGGUUCACAAGGUGGCUGGGAACUGUACAACAUGCAGUAAACAUGUUCCUCAAAAUGCAGGGGAAAUAAAUAUGAUCUUUGAAUUGAGUGAUAAAAGUCCAUGUGAGCAUUGUGUACCAGGGACUGCUGUUGGUGAGAAGCUGCAGUGUGAUGCAGUCAGCGCUGUCAUGGAUGCAGCACCGGAGGAGGACAGGGCGGGAGGAAACACAGAUGAAGUAGAAGGACAAAGAAGAGGGGUGACCAGGAGGAGGAAACAAACAAUCAAAAUGGCAGAGAUGUUAGAUGCAGAUUCAGAUGUCCGAGAGGAUGAUGAGGAUGAGGAUAAUAAAGAUGAAGCUGAUUGGCAGAGAAAGGAGGACAUGAAACCCAUGACUAGAAGAAACACCUCAAGGCCAACGUCGACUCCUGCAGUGAAGACUAAGCCUGCUACUAGGCCGCAAAAAAUUAAAAAGGUUUUGAAACUGAAGUCAGUUAAAAACAUGGAAGUUUGCCCAGCUGAAUCGGAUGACAAGAGUUCCAUGUUCAAGGAAGUUGUGAAGAAAACUAGAAGAUCCAAAACCAAGAAGUUUGAAUGUAAUGUUUGUGGUAAAAGUUUUGGGGCAAAGAACGGAAUUCUCCAACAUAUCAAAACUCAUGAAGUACUUCCCAUUAAUAAACAGUUGACUGAUAAUUUGGUCGAAGCUGAUAAUAUUGUGAAAAGUGAAAAUAAGGUGAGGACAGAUGUGACGUGUGAAAAUACGCCAGCAAGUGAAAAUGAAGUCGUGAGUGAAAAUGAAGGUUCGAAGGGUAAAAACAAUGAAGGAACUCAAACAGAUACUAAGAGGAAAAGAAGUGUGAGUGAUCUCCGCCCUUACAAGUGUGCUGUAUGUGGAAAGACGUAUCAGAUGCUGAAAACCCUCAAAAGUCAUGAGCGCGUUCACAGCGACAGCACUGAGUACGAAUGCAAUGUUUGUGGCAAAGGUUUCCACAUCCCAAGUCGACUCAAAUACCACAUGAGAAUACACACAGGGGAACGGCCUUUCCAGUGCACGAUAUGUGGCAAUGCGUUCGUGAGGAAUGGUCACCUGACCCAUCACAUGAAGACACACGAAGCGGACCGACCAUACAAGUGUCCAGUGUGUGGUAAAGGCUUCACUGAAGUGUGUUAUCUGAAGGUACAUGAACGCAACCACACUGGAGAGAAACCGUACCAAUGUGAUAAGUGCGGCAAAUGUUUCACCAACUCUUCAUCGUUUCACAUCCACCAACGUGUACAUAGCAGCAAGGCUGUUAAGUGUGAUACCUGCGGUAAGGAAUUCCACUCAGAAAAAACUCUGACACAGCACCAAGGAAUCCAUUCUGGCGUCCGACCAUAUGUCUGUGACUUCUGUGGUAAAGGCUGUCUUACAUUGUCCCGAUUGAACCGCCAUAAGCGGACUCACUCUGGCGACAAGCCCCACAAGUGUACGAACUGUGACAAAAGGUUCUUUGACGCAAGUGACCUCAAACUCCAUCUGAGAAUCCACACCGGGGAGAAACCGUUUAAAUGUGACGUGUGUAAUAAGAAGUUUACGCUGAAGGAAUCCCUGAAUCGUCAUGUGGUCGUGCAUAUAGAUGAUCGGCCACACAAAUGUAAUGAGUGUGGGAAAGGUUUCGCAACUGCUAGGCAGCUAAGUAAGCACACCAACAUUCAUUUUGGGACAAAGAAGUUCAUCUGUGAGCUGUGUGGAAAGUCAUUCUUGACAUCAAAUGCUUUGAAGUCGCAUAACCAGACCCAUGCAGGGUACCGGCCACACAAGUGUGACAUCUGUGGCCGCAUGUAUCGCAGUUCCUGGUAUCUUCAGGUUCAUCGUAAGACCCACACCGGGGAGAACCUGAUCCAGUGUCACACGUGUGGAGACUGGUUCGUCAAUCCGUCCUACUUCAAACUCCACCAGCAAAAGCACUGCAAGGGGAGACUACUCUACUGCAACGUCUGCAAACACGGCUUCUCCAACAACCAUGCCCUCCAGAGCCAUAUGGGCAUCCACACAGGCGAACGCCCUUUCGGUUGUGAUAUUUGCGGAAAAGCUUUUGCGAAAGCUACGUUGCGCCAGGAUCAUGUGAGACGCCAUUCGGAGCAGAUGGUUCAUAAAUGCAGCUUUUGCGGCAAAGGGUUCAAGAGAACCAAUGAUCGAAAGAAGCAUGAACUUCGUCAUGAAAGAAAGAUGAGAAAACUCCAUCUUCCUGACAGACUAAAACCUGGCCACAAGGACAACGUUUCUGUCCAACAAGAAAGAGACAUCCUGCAAGAAGCAACCGAGAGCAUCCGAGAUGUUGAAAGCUCAUCCGUGAUGGACGUUGACAUGGGGGAGGUUGAAGAACCUCAUGUUAUGACGGAACACGUUGUGCUCACAACAAUAGACUCCAGCCAGAUCUCAGAGCAGCAGGAUCUGCAGGUAGCUGAGGACAAGGAGACACCCACACAAAGAAUGAUGGUGGCAGUCGAUCACUCGUAUUACUCAGACCACAACGUCCCCAUGGUCUCGGAUCAUGGCCUGUCCGGUUCGGGAGGAAUUCCCAUCCACACUCUGGCCUCGGACCCAAGCCCAAUGUUCGGCACGGGUAACCAAGCAGGAUUGCAGGUGGUGUCCGGCCAGCAUGCUCUGUCACAGGUUCCAGGGCAGCAUGGCUUGGUGGUUGGACAAGGGAGUCUGCAGGCUCUCACUCCCUUGCAGCCGACGGCCCUGCCUCAUCCCAGCCACCAGGGGAUGGUGUCUCAUCCGGAUCAACGUCUUCCUCCCAACAUCGGACACAACCCGUCUCUUCCACAUCCAAUGUCAGCACAUUCCUGGAUGUACUGAGGUCACAGUUCCUCCCUCAAACCCCCCUCCCUACCUCUCCCAUUCAGCUCCCCUCUGUGGUGAUGCCAGGUUGGAAUAAUUCCCCAGCAACUUAACCCGGUUGUAGGAGACGACUUAAAGGUGUCUUGGUUGUCUUGGUCAUUGUACUCUGAUUAUUUACAAGCCACCAUCAUAUAGCUGGAAUAUUGCAGAACAACAAACCAAACUCCUUGAGUAAUAAUAAUAAUAAGGAUAAUAACUGCAUUUUUAAGAUAACCCUACGUAGAUGCUGUAUCACAGUGCAGAGAACAUGAUCAAAUGAUGGUAUUUGGCUUGUUUUGUCAUCUUGCUGUGAGUUUGCUGGAGACAAUGGCUUUAGGACAUUUUGAAUUUUUCAGCAUUUGAUAGGACAUUUUUCUAUAUCAAAACCAAAUCUUAAACAACCCUUUAGGACAUUUUGGAUCUCCUUUAAAUGAACCAGUCUGAAUCCAUGUCUCAACAACUUCAUGGCAAGGCACAAUCCUGUCAGAAUGAAAUCUUUUAGACACCCAUAUAUUUUGCACAAUUUGAUCAUUUUGGAACAGUUAUGUUAAAUAUUUUUUGUGGCAACCAACAAGAAAUAUGAUCAUGAUGAUUGUAAAUUAAUAAGGCAUAGAGUCACAUUUACAUUUAAAUACCAACAUUUACAUAUACAUACUGGUAUUUACAUUUAAAUACUGACAAUUACAUUUACAUACUAACAUACUAACAUUUAAAUUUACAAUCUGACAUUUACAUUUACAUACUGACAUUACAUUUACAUACUAACAUUUACAUUUACAUACUAACAUUUUCAUUUACAUACUGACAAUUACAUUUACAUACUAACAUACUAACAUUUAAAUUUACAAUCUGACAUUUACAUUUACAUA
Messenger RNA from Haliotis rufescens (red abalone), 12111 nucleotides. RefSeq lists its product as uncharacterized. The transcript has 5 exons. Bases 164 to 11221 code for a protein of 3685 amino acids. The record is from RefSeq and is a predicted model, not a curated record. NCBI's taxonomy places the organism in Eukaryota, Metazoa, Mollusca, Gastropoda, Lepetellida, Haliotidae.